AAUGUCCACCCGUGCGAAGCCGGGACGGGCCGCUAGUAUCACAUAUUUUUUUAAAGUUCUAAUGUUUUUUUACGUGGUAGAUCGUGCCCCUUGUACCGUACGACACAAAAUUAACAAGCGCACAAUGACGGUAAAGUACCACGAUGCACUACUCAAUAUAAAACACAAUUGACCUCCAUACGUCAACAAUAGGUCCGUUCUCAGUCACCUGCCGCGAUCUCUCCCUCCGUGUCGAUUGUUAUCAAAUGUCGAUCGGGAUGGAUCUCAAGAUUUUCAUAUUAUGUACUCUCACUCAACUAGUGCACACUAAGAGUGUCAAUCUUGGUGUAGUGAAUGACCACGAAGGCGUCAGGAAGGUAUACGAAGGAGUCAUUAAAGCGAGCGGCACACUGCUCUUAAAGACGGUGAAAACGAUGGCUUUCGAGUAUCCAGGAGAUGAGAAGAUAAGAGGGAUCGCAGUGAAGGAUUUGGACAACGGUGCUGCCCAGCCGGCUAUCAACCGUGGCGGUCUGGGAUACAAUUUCGUGAAUCUCAAAUUUAAGAGUGAGAGAGGUUCAGGGUUCAGGUUUCUAGUUGAAAUAUACAUGUGAUAUUUGGAUGUGGUAUUGUGUGAUUAUAUAAUUUUGAAGUAAUUGAAUGCUUAUAGUAGAUUUUAUAAUUUAUAAUAAUAAUAAUAAUAUAUAACCUUCAAGAAAAGAGCAUAUUCCUUUUUAAAAGGCCUGCCUUUUAGCUAAGCAUACCUGCAAUGGCUUUGGUGUUGUGGGUGAUCAUGGGCGGCGGUAGUCACUUACCGUCAAGUGAGCCGCAAGCUCGUUUGCCCACUUUGUAGUAAAAAAAAAUAAUUAAAAAGUAUUCUGUCUUUUUUUUAUUUCUCUGUUCUUGUAACUUAGUAUUAAUGUAGUUUUGUGUACUUGUAAUGCAAGAAGAUUGACCAAUUAUUAUUUGAUGUGUAUUUUAUAGAAGUAAAAUAGAUUGGAAUAU
Molecule: messenger RNA, 981 nt
Organism: Galleria mellonella (greater wax moth)
Lineage: Eukaryota; Metazoa; Arthropoda; Insecta; Lepidoptera; Pyralidae
Exons: 1
Coding region: 246-590 (114 amino acids)
Source: RefSeq, a predicted model, not a curated record